UGGCAGUAAGUAUUUUGAAUCGAUGGGAGGUGUGUUGUGUGUCGCGCGCUCCAGUUGAAAAUAUCGGUUAAGUGAAAUUCUUUUAUAAUGUCUAGUGGGACAGGAAAUUUCAAAAAUCCCUUUUCGAGACCAUGGAUGACGGAAACUGGAGCCGCGGCUGCUACGGGUGGCGGAUCUACCGGACUUAAAGGAGUAGUAGCUGGAGGCAUAACUGGUGGCAUUGAAAUUUUAAUAACAUUUCCUACCGAAUAUGUGAAAACUCAGCUCCAGUUAGACGAAAAAGGUGGCACCAAAAAGUACUCCGGUAUUUUCGACUGCGUCAAGAAAACUGUCAAAGGCCAUGGCUUUUUUGGUCUCUACAGAGGACUCAGCGUGUUGUUGUAUGGAUCUAUCCCAAAGUCCGCAGUCAGGUUUGGCGUGUUCGAGCAGGCAAAAAUAUACAUGGUUAAUGAAAACGGAACCCUAUCUGCUAGUGGGAAGAUGAUGUGUGGUCUGGCUGCCGGGGUCGCCGAGGCGGUGUUCGCUGUUACCCCCAUGGAGACCGUCAAGGUCAAGUUCAUUAACGACAUGAGGACUGAGAAGCCCAGGUUCCGGGGGUUCUUCCAUGGUGUCAGGACUAUUGUAAGAGAAGAAGGUAUAGGUGGGGUGUACAAAGGUGUGACAGCAACCGUAAUGAAGCAAGGAAGUAACCAGGCCAUCAGAUUCUUCGUGAUGGAGUCUCUCCGGGACUGGUACAAGGGCGGUGAUAAAGACAAGCACGUGCCCAAAUACAUCGUAGGACUGUUUGGUGGUGUUGCAGGAGCAGCAUCAGUGUUUGGUAACACACCCAUCGAUGUCGUCAAGACCAGAAUGCAGGGCCUAGAAGCUGCCAAAUAUAAGAGCACAGUAGAUUGUUUCAUCAAAACAUGGAAACAAGAAGGUCCCUUCGCUUUCUACAAGGGUACAGUUCCUAGGCUAAGCCGAGUAGUAUUCGAUGUAGCCAUCACCUUCAUGAUAUAUGACAGUAUAAUGGAUGCCUUCAACUAUGUAUGGAAAUAAGUAUAAGUUAUACACAUAAUGUAUUAUCGAAUCAAUGGAAAAUAUGUGACUUAGGAUAGAUGCAAAUGUUUUUCACUCGAACUAAUGUUAUCUGUUUGAGGACAAUUGAAAUAUGAAAACAGUAUUUUACAAUCAACAAUCCUUCCAUUAUUCUUUGUUAUUUUUUAUUAAUUAUCAUUUUAAAAAUUGGGGAUAAGUGUUGAUAAUUCUGGUUACAGAUACAAUGUUGUUGUAUUUCAAUUGUUCAUACAAUAGUUGUUUGUAUGUUUUUUGUACAAAAAUACAAAGCUGUGCUAUAAAUAGACAUAGAAUAAGGGUAAAUAUAUUUUUGUAUACUUUGGAAUUAUUUUUAAUAGAUCAAGCCAAGCUUAUGUAUUUAUUUAUGUUGUUUGCUGCAAGGUUUUUUUAUUUGUUUUGUUAAUCUUUAUUUAAUUUAAUAAGUUGACAAAUUAUUAUUUAUUGAAUGUUUUUAAAUCAAAUGACUUUUUCAUAUUGUUUUUUUUACAGGCUGUGUGUGUAAUAAGUUUCAAUUAUGGGUGUAAUUGUUAUAUCUUUAUAUUUUGAAUAUUAUUCAAUUUUUUUUUUAUUAUUUACGAUGCAUUUCUUAUUUUUGUUUACUUAUUAAGAUCUCUCGAAACAAAAGUUUGACUAUUAAAGAUUUUUUUAUUUGAUUGCGUUUCGGAAACUGACAAAUUAGUUUAGAAACUUGGUUGGGGAUUGUUAAGUUUAAAAUGUUUUAACUAUAUUUGAGAGGUCUUAAUUAGACAUUCCUUUGUAACUUUAAUAUGGGUUUAUAUAAUAUUAUAAUUCAUUGCAUUUGACAUGACAUGUUGCCGUUUAUACAUUUCAAAUACUAAAUAAAUAUUUUAGAGAAAA
Molecule: messenger RNA, 1914 nt
Organism: Leptidea sinapis
Lineage: Eukaryota; Metazoa; Arthropoda; Insecta; Lepidoptera; Pieridae
Gene: sea
Product: putative tricarboxylate transport protein, mitochondrial
Exons: 5
Coding region: 88-1038 (316 amino acids)
Biological process (GO): mitochondrial citrate transmembrane transport
Source: RefSeq, a predicted model, not a curated record